Messenger RNA from Salvelinus sp. IW2-2015, 1336 nucleotides. RefSeq names its product PAK1 interacting protein 1 (gene pak1ip1). Gene Ontology annotation, molecular function: protein binding. The record is from RefSeq and is a predicted model, not a curated record. NCBI's taxonomy places the organism in Eukaryota, Metazoa, Chordata, Actinopteri, Salmoniformes, Salmonidae.
AAUAUUUCGUUCAGCUCAUGUUUUGCACGUAAAUUCAACAGUUUACCCUUUCGUGUUUUAAGUUGUCUCCCGUGACAGAGUCGGAAUAAUCUCGACAGAAACACGUGAGAAAGGUUGUUUGUUAGCUAGCUACUGUAGCCUCCUCGUCAGGACAGCAUGGGGCCCGUAAUAGAGCUCAUUGCUGGAAGUUACGAGCAGAUKGCCUUUGGUUACCGGUUGUCUACGGGUGAAGAGGUAUGAUGGACAGCCACGGCAGACUUCACCCACCAUGCCCACACUGCCUCAGUCUCUGCAUGCAUCACGACGGUAAGAGAUAUGACAUGAAGAAGAGGAAAUAGAACAUGGAGCUCUGCUGCAUCACACGUUAAGAGAUAUGACAUGAAGAAGAGGAUAGAACAUGGAGCUCUGCUGCAUCACGACGGUACCAUUUCUUGCCUGGAGUUCUAUGGCACCUCCCACCUGCUGAGCGGAGGACAGGACGGGCUGUUGUGUGUUUGGAGCACCAAGAACUGGGAGUGUCUUAAGUCCAUCAGAGCGCACAAAGGCCAAGUUACGUCACUGUCCGUCCAUCCCUCUGGGAAACUGGCCCUGACUGUCGGCACAGACAAGACACUCAGAACGUGGAAUUUAAUCGACGGAAGAUCGGCUUUCAUCAAAAACAUUAACAGAGUAAAUGCGGUGAUAGUGAAGUGGUCUCCCGAGGGGGAUAAGUAUGUGGUAGUGAUCGGCGACAAGGUGGACGUUUAUAACCUGGAAAAGCGACUGUUGACAUCAACCAUCAUCAGCCCCAAGAGGAUCUCAUCCAUCAAGUUUCUCCACUGUGAUGACUGGUUUGUUUGUCAUCAGAAUUCCAUCCUGGCCAUAGCGGGGGACGACGAGACAGUCAGGCUGUGUGACAUCAACACUCAGAAGGUGCUCUGUGAGUUUGAGGCUCAUGAYACCAGGGUGAAAUCAGUGGACAGUUUCACCAUGGACGACUUCUGUGUUCUGGUGACCGCAUCAAACGAUGGCUUCAUCAAAAUGUGGAAACUUAACCUUGAGUCCUUGGAGCCUCUGGUCCUCCUGGGGAAGGUGAAUACUACAGCUAGGUUGACGUGUCUGGCCGUGUGGAAGCCCACCACUCUACAGGAGCCUCCCCCGGAGGUCAAAACAGAACCUGCCACCUCUCACGACAUCAAAGAUAUACUGGCGCUUGAGAAGAAMAGGAAGAGGGUCAGGAUCUCGACUGUAGAAGUGGUCCAAGAGGAACAUGCUUCACCCAAGAAGAAAAAAGAUGGUGGGAAAAAAAAGCAGAAAACUUAAUAAAAAAAAUACUAUUUUAAAAUUGUAUUUUCAA